Budorcas taxicolor (takin) is the source of this 1539-nucleotide messenger RNA. RefSeq names its product nephrocan-like. The transcript is spliced from 3 exons. The record is from RefSeq and is a predicted model, not a curated record. NCBI's taxonomy places the organism in Eukaryota, Metazoa, Chordata, Mammalia, Artiodactyla, Bovidae. Gene Ontology annotation, molecular function: protein binding. The coding region runs from base 1 to 1539 and encodes 512 amino acids.
AUGUGUCUGCUCUACACUUUCCUUGCUCUGCUCUCUCUCUGCUAUGGUUUCGAUCCUCGCUGUCCUGGACGAUGCAGCUGUGACUCAGAGCAGUCGGUGCAAUGCUACAGGCUAAUGGAGGUGCCAUCGGGCAUUCCUUCCACCACCAAGAAGCUCUACAUCAGCCACAGCAAAAUUCAACACCUUCAGCUAUCUAACUUUACCCAAAUGUUAGCUCUAGAAGAUUUUCUUCUGCUGGCCAGUGGAACAGAGUCAGUAGAAAACAACACUUUCAAAACUCUGAGUACUUUGAAGACCUUGGAACUUUGGAAAAAUAAGUUAAGACGGGUCCCCCAUGCUCUCCCGGCCAGUCUUGAAGUGUUAAAACUAAAUGAUAAUUCAAUAUAUGUCCUUCACGGAUCUGAUUUUGAAGGACUGAAGAAAUUAAAAAUCCUUGAACUGAAAAACAAUCUGAUCUCUUCUGUCUCUCCCAGUAUGCUCUCCUCCCUUGUCAGUCUGCAAAGCUUGAUGUUAGACGCCAACAACAUCGAGAAUGUGGAGGGACCGCUGGCACUUCCCCAUCUGAAACAUCUGAGCAUGGAGAAUAACAAGCUACAUCUCAUACCAGCUAGCUUCUUCACUUCCCUUCAGUCUCUGCAAUUUCUCAGUUUCAGUAGUAACUUUCUGACUAAAAUUCCUAUUAACCUCCCCAAAUCUUUGCUCUCUUUAAAAAUGGAGAGAAACCGGCUCAAAGCGGUGAGGUUUCGAGAUAUGAAACACUUAGAGAAUCUUUCCCAUCUUUACCUGUCAGAAAACUCACUCUCUUCCAUCGAGGGGGCACAGCUCCUUGCCAAUUUAACCACCCUUGAGGUGUCCCAAAACCAACUUCAGACGUUGCCCCUCCGACUACCAGCCCGGCUACAAAAGCUGGAUAUCAGCAAUAAUCUGAUUCGGAAAGUUACGGCGCAAGAGUUCCGGGACCUCCGAGAUUUGAAACACUUGUUUCUGGACAACAACACUGUCAGCUUGUUUGAAGCUGGAGCCCUGCAGAAGUGUUCCCAGCUCUCCAAUUUGGCCUUGGAGCAGAACCUACUCCUGUCUAUACCUCUGCGGCUCCCAGGAACCUUAGCCAGGCUGGACCUAAAAGGCAAUGCCAUCCAGGACAUUGCUGAGAGGGAGGUCAAGGAUCUGAAGCAGCUUCAGGUUCUAAACCUCAGGAACAACAAGCUUUCCGCUUUAGACCUCAAAGCCCUGGAGAUGCUGCCUCGCCUCCGGCACCUGUAUCUGGAUGGAAAUCCGUGGAAUUGCACCUGCAGCCUCCUGAGAGCCAGAGAGGUCCUGAAGGCCAAGGGCACAGAUGUGAGGGGAGGACAGUGCGUGGCACCAGCUGAACGACAAGGGGAGAGCUGGAUGUCUUCCAAGAAGAUCAUGAAGCAAUGUGAGCAUCACUUACAUCUGACCGAGAAAAGCAAAGAGACCAAAAAGAAACCAAAGCUGGAGGAGCAAGCCAGCAUCAGAAUCAAUGUGGAUGAGGAUUACUAUGAUUAUGAGAUAGAUUAA